GCUCUGCCCAUCCCUUGUGUCCCUGGGCAUUCCUCUGACAGAACUUGCUACAUCUGUGCUGCCUAGAAUCAUUGCUCCCUUUCAGUGAUGAGGAAGCAGCAGGCCUGCAUUUUAAACACUAAUUCCUAAGUGGGGGGGCAUUUCUCCUCUCGAAGAAUGAGUACCCAUAAGUCUAAGUAGAACUGGAGGCAGGCACCAUGCAUAAUGGAGCUGGGGGUGGGGCUCAUGAAUGAUGCAUCACAAAGGGGUGGGCCUGCUUAUGUAACUGGGACACAGGGGUCUGGCAGCUGGGGAGCCACUGGCGGGAUGGGAGUAGCAGGCAGCCAGCAGACCCUUCCCCACAAGCAGGAUGACAGCAUCCCCCCCAUCCAGGGCCCCUGGGUUCGGGGCUGGAAGAGACUCUUGUCAGGUGUGGGGACCACCCUGUCAGGCCUGGACCGGCUGUGGGGACAGCGGAAGCACCAGUACCCCCAUCUGGGGUCCCUGGAGCCAGCCCUGCUGCCAGCAGAGAAGCCUCUGUCUGAGUGGCCAGUGCCGAAGCUCAUCUCGCUUUUCCUGCCCGAGUUCCCUAUCCGGCCUCCCCAGGGGCAGCAGCAGCUGAAGGUCCUGGGGUUUGUGGCCAAGGGCUCCUUUGGGACUGUCCUCAAGGUUCUGGACUGUGGCCUGGGGGCCUUGUUGGCCGUGAAGGUGGUCCCCAAGGUAGAAGUCCUUCAGCGAGACAGUUUGAGGCAAUGUAAGGAGGAGGUCAGCAUUCAGCGCCAGAUCCGCCACCCCUUUGUGAGUGGCUUGGGAGGCAGCUGGCAGGGACAGCGGCACCUCUUCACCAUGUACAACUACUAUAGCACAGGAGACCUGCACUCUCUCUGGACCACAGUUGGCUGCUUUUCUGAGGCUUCCAUCCGCCUCUUUGCUGCUGAGCUGGCCCUGGGUGUGGGCUACCUACAUGACCUGGGCAUUGUGCAUCGAGACCUAAAGAUGGAGAACAUUUUACUGGAUGAAAGAGGCCACCUAAAGCUCACAGACUUUGGCCUAUCGAGACAUCUGCCCCAAGGUGGGCGAGCUUAUACCAUCUGCGGGACGCUCCAGUACAUGGCCCCAGAAGUCCUGAGUGGCGGGCCCUACAACCAUGUUGUUGACUGGUGGUCCCUGGGCAUCUUACUUUUUGCCCUGGCAGCUGGAAAGUUCCCGUUGCAGGCUGAGAAGGAUCACGUGGCCAUGUUGGCAAGUGUCACUCGCUGGGACUAUGAGGUCCCAGCCUCUCUUAGCCAGGGGCUUUCUCUUCUGCUCCAGGAGCUCCUGUGCCACAACCCCUCCCAGCGCCUGCGCUACCUGUAUCACUUCCAGGUCCAUCCUUUCUUUCGGGGCAUGGCCUUUGACCCUGAGCUCCUACAGAAGCAGCCAGUAUCCUUUGUCCUGGAGGCGAGAGCUGCCCUUCCUGCCCCGGCGGAGGCUGCACCAUUCCAGGAUUUUGACUGUGAUUUGAUGUCUCUCUCGACCCAUCCCUGCCCUGCCUGAGCUCCAGGCCCCUCCCCGCCCCCUCAAGCUGGCUUGUAGCUGCCAGCCUCAGGAUCUUCUCCAUCGCCAACUCAGGAAGACUACCCAAAUGUACCAUGUUGUCUCUGGCCACAUGCUUGUCCCUUGUUCUUUGUAGCAGAAUCCCCUCCCGUUUUGUAACUUAAAACAUUUUACAACUGAAACUGAUCCUGUGGGGCUCAGGCCCUCUAAUGGGCUGUCGUCUCCCCUGGGGGAGAGGCCAGAGUCCGUUCCUGGGCAUCCUGUUAUGGGCAUUUCAUUGCACCUUCUUGCCUCCCCUGCUCCUCCUCAUUCAGUAGGUGAGACUAGGCCUCCCCGUUUGCUCUUCUCCACGUCUCCCAGCCUCAGGCUCCUAGCCAGGGUUCUCCAGUCCACUUCUCCCUUACUCUUAUGACACGUUUCCUUUCUCCAGCAAUACUGAGCUCUGCACUGACACACAUCGAUUCCUCAAGGUGCUUGACAAACUUAGCCAGCCUGUUCUUUUCAGAAGCAAUAAUUGUUUUUUUGUAAGGAUACAGAUCACCCUUGCCCCAACAAUUUACAUUUUCAGUUGUGAUCUAAGGAUUCAAGGCCUGAUUGUGCAAUAUAUUAAAUAAAGAAAAUAAAACUGA
Phascolarctos cinereus (koala) is the source of this 2144-nucleotide messenger RNA. It is a transcript of the gene RSKR, whose product is annotated as ribosomal protein S6 kinase related. Lineage: Eukaryota; Metazoa; Chordata; Mammalia; Diprotodontia; Phascolarctidae. Gene Ontology annotation, biological process: protein phosphorylation. The record is from RefSeq and is a predicted model, not a curated record. Gene Ontology annotation, molecular function: protein serine/threonine kinase activity; ATP binding.